This is a messenger RNA of Paramecium octaurelia, 404 nucleotides long. Lineage: Eukaryota; Ciliophora; Oligohymenophorea; Peniculida; Parameciidae. The record is from the annotation of a GenBank genome assembly.
AUAAUUUGGAAGUGAUGAACUCAAAAUUUAAGUCAAAGAAUUACAACUACAGAUAAGGCAUUUAGGGUGAGUAAUGUAAUAUACUCUCGAAAAAUUAUAUUGAAUAAUCUGAAUAGCUUGAAAAGAAAUCCUAAAAUAUCAAACAAAGCAAAAAAUAUAUUAGUCCUAAUGAAAGUCUCUCUUGAACCUGAUUUAAAAUGAUGAUAUAUCAAUAAUAUUGUUAUUUUUUAUCAUUCCAUUGUUUAUGAUGACGAAAAAAUCUUGCAUCAUUGAAAACGUAAUAUUUAUUGAGAAUCUAGUAUUAUUGAUUGGAGUUAUUUUAUCAAUAAUAAGAAUAUGUAGCCCAUUACUCCUCAACUGUAGUAUAAAAUACAGAAAUGCCAAUCAAAAUACUUUUUAUUCUG